Molecule: messenger RNA, 456 nt
Organism: Aspergillus clavatus NRRL 1
Lineage: Eukaryota; Fungi; Ascomycota; Eurotiomycetes; Eurotiales; Aspergillaceae
Product: DUF1761 domain-containing protein
Exons: 3
Coding region: 1-456 (151 amino acids)
Source: RefSeq, a predicted model, not a curated record
AUGACCACUCUUCACUAUUUACCCCCCGUGAAGCCCUCUGCGAUCGCGUUGGGUACGAUCUUCACCCACACAGCCUCGCUGGGUAUCCUCGCACCCGUUUUCGGUGAUGCUUAUCAUCGUGCCCAAGCCGCCAACUCGAAAGAGGAAUUUCUCAAGUCCAAGGAGACGGCUGGAGCAGCUGCGGCUUGGGGUAGCUCUCUAGUCGGCAGUGCGGUACAGACAUACGGGGUUGCAGCUUUGAUCAACGCAACAGGCACCCUGAGCUAUAAGGGUGCUGCGUAUUUGGGUAGCUUGAUUUUCAUGGCAAGCUCUGCACCAAGUUUCAUUAGCCAGAUCUUCACGGAGAAGAGACCGCUCGAUACCGUUGCUGUCGGUGCAGUUAGCAGAGUGUUCGAGACAGUGGGUCUUAGUUUGUUCCUUACUUGGUGGGGCACACGUACGAAUCCCUUUGAUUAA